AUGAAGUUGGAUGCCAAAGCCUUGCGAUACAUGUCCGCAGAGGACUUCAGAGUCUUGACUGCUGUGGAAAUGGGCUCUAAAAACCAUGAAGUCGUCCCGACCUCUUUGAUCGCUCAGAUCGCCUCAUUGCGUCAUGGAGGUAGUCAUAAAAUUGUUGGAGAGCUUGCAAAAAGAAAUUUGAUUGCAAGAGUUCAAAAUGCAAAAUAUGAUGGUUACCGAUUGACAUACGGAGGUUAUGAUUAUCUUGCAUUGAAGACCUUUUCAAAGAGAGGCUCGGUGUUUUCUGUUGGAAACCAGAUUGGUGUUGGCAAGGAGUCAGACAUUUAUAUUGUUGCAAAUGAAGACGAUAAGCAACUCGUACUCAAACUUCAGAGACUUGGUCGAGUGUCUUUCCGUAGCAUCAAGUCAAAGAGAGAUUAUCUGCAAAAGCGCAAGUCAGCUUCUUGGAUGUACAUGUCUCGCUUAGCCGCCAUGAAGGAAUAUGCCUUCAUGAAAGUCUUGUAUGAAAACGGAUUUCCUGUCCCAGAACCUGUUGAUUUGAGCAGACAUUGCGUCGUUAUGGAGCUUAUCGAUGCUUUCCCACUCCGACAAGUGGAUGAAGUGGCCAAUCCCGCUCAGCUGUAUAGCGACUUGAUGGAUUUGAUUGUCAAAUUGGCUCAGCAUGGUCUUAUUCAUGGUGAUUUCAACGAAUUCAACAUUUUGAUUAAGGAAACCGGAAAGCCUAUCCUCAUCGAUUUUCCCCAAAUGGUCUCAACGUCGCAUGCCAAUGCUGAAUACUACUUCAACCGUGAUGUAGAGUGUAUACGUGUUUUCUUCAAACGACGAUUCGGAUAUGAAUCUCUUUUGUACCCCAAGUUUACAAAGCAUAUCGAGAGGGAAUUUGAUUUGGAUGUGCAGGUUGCUGCUAGUGGAUUUACAAAGAAGCAUCAGCAGGAAUUGGAGGAGGUAAGCUAA
This is a messenger RNA of Umbelopsis ramanniana AG, 954 nucleotides long. RefSeq lists its product as uncharacterized. Gene Ontology annotation, cellular component: cytosol; preribosome, small subunit precursor; nucleus. Gene Ontology annotation, molecular function: ATP binding; protein serine/threonine kinase activity. The transcript has 6 exons. Gene Ontology annotation, biological process: protein phosphorylation; maturation of SSU-rRNA. The record is from RefSeq and is a predicted model, not a curated record. NCBI's taxonomy places the organism in Eukaryota, Fungi, Mucoromycota, Umbelopsidomycetes, Umbelopsidales, Umbelopsidaceae. Bases 1 to 954 code for a protein of 317 amino acids.